Peromyscus eremicus (cactus mouse) is the source of this 477-nucleotide messenger RNA. RefSeq names its product putative ribosomal protein eL39-like 5. Gene Ontology annotation, molecular function: structural constituent of ribosome. The record is from RefSeq and is a predicted model, not a curated record. Gene Ontology annotation, cellular component: ribosome; cytosolic large ribosomal subunit. Gene Ontology annotation, biological process: translation. The transcript has a single exon. Lineage: Eukaryota; Metazoa; Chordata; Mammalia; Rodentia; Cricetidae. Bases 141 to 392 code for a protein of 83 amino acids.
UUAUGACUGGAAAAUACUAAUAAUUCAUUUUUCACUUGGCCCUUGGGUGAUGGACCUGCUGGGCAUAGUGGUGCUCACCAGUAAUCUAGCACUUGGGAAAUGGAGGAAGGAAGAGAAUCGAAAAUCUAAAAAGAUACAUUAUGUUGGUGAAGCUGAGACAAUCAACAAAGACAGAAUACAAUAGCAAGCUCUUCUUUCCUCCACCAUCGUGUGCCCUACACUUGACUCGGUUUCUUGCCAUGUCUGCUCACAAGACUUUCAGACUCAAGCAAUUCCCAGCCAAGAAACACAAGCAAAAUUGUUCUAUUCCUCAGUGGAUUCAGAUGAAAACUGGUAACAAAAUCAGGUACAACUCCAAGAGAAGACACUGGAAAAUGAAGCUGGGUCUGUAAGGAUUCACACAAUGGCAAUACUGAGGGUUUAUACCGGAUCAUGGUCAUUGAUCAGUCCUACCAGGUGGAGGUGACCAUUUAUAAC